This is a messenger RNA of Cuscuta campestris, 3151 nucleotides long. The record is from the annotation of a GenBank genome assembly. Lineage: Eukaryota; Viridiplantae; Streptophyta; Magnoliopsida; Solanales; Convolvulaceae.
AUAGCGACAAAUAUUCAAACUUUAGCGACAUAUUGACCCCUGUCGGUAUUGCCUCCUUUUUUUGUAGUGCACGUACCAGAAAACCUUGGCGCGCGCUAAGUUCUUGUCCUCAGAGGAGUUUGAUGAUGCUUCCGACUCUGAGGCCGGGCUGGCCAAGCGAGCUCCCGUGGACUCGGGAGAGGUCGCGAAGAAAAGAAAGAAGAAAAAGGACUACACCGCGGGCCCCAGGAUGCAGUCGACUAGAGCAUACUCCGUGGGGGCGCUCGUGGGGACGGGUCGAGAGCUGGCCCUCUCCCUGCUCCCUCACAUGGAGACCUACGCGGUGUCCGGCGGUAGCAAGUAUUGUGAAUACUACCGCAACAACACACAUAAGACCAAGGAAUGCUUCACUCUUCAGAAGGAGAUGCAACGACUAAUCGCCCGAGGGCCGACUCCGCGAGAUGAACUGGACGACAAAGCCCAAGGAUACCUGGUGGGGUUCAUCCACAAAGGAAGAACUUGGAGGAAGUCGACUGAGCCGGUUGCGAUGACCUGGACGACAAAGCCCAAGGAUACCUGGUGGGGUUCAUCCACGGGGGGAAUAUCGGCGGAGACUCUGUCGCUCAAAAGAAGAAAUGGAAACACAAGGCCUUCGUCGCCAAAGUCCACCAGGCACCGGUGCCCAAGCUCGGGAGAAGAGAGCAGAUCCAAUUCACGGAGAAAGACCUUCCCAACACGCCGAGCCCCCAUCGAGAUGCCCUGGUCGUGCAGAGACCUAUGGCCGGUGCGCACUCCCCUAUCCGGGUUCACGAGAGACUCCAUCGAGGCCGAAGGAGUCAUCACUGUGCAAGUGAUAGUAGGGGAUGGUGAGCACAAGGCCAAGCUGAAGAUGGAGUUCAUGGUUGUAAGCAUCAACUGCGCGCACAACAUGAUCCUAGGACGGCCCGGCCUUGAGGACCUGGAGUGCGUGAUCUCCCCGGGGAUCGGGGUGGCUAGGGGAGAUCGGAGGCUAGCCUGCUCGUGCUAUGUCCGGAUCACAAAGAAGCUAUCUAGGGAUGAGACGUUAGUCGUGCAUGCUCAGGAGGAAAUGAGGAAGCAGGAGAUGCGGCCGAAGGCCGAGCCCGCCGAAGAGGUCGAAGAGGUGCAGCUCGACCCUCAGAUACCCGAGCAGAAGGUGAAGAUAGGGGGGAGCCUAACUGGAAACCUGCGGAAGCACUUGGUGGCUGUGCUCACCACGUUCGGCGCGAUCUUCAAAUGGGGACCCGAGGAUUUGCCAGGAGUGGAUCCCAAGGUUAUAUGCCAUCGGUUGGCGGUCAACCCGGAGUCCAGGCCAGUGAGGCAGAAGAAGCGCUUCCUCUCCAAGUACCAUCAAAUCAGGAUGCACCCCGAGGACGAAGAGAAGCUCUUCGCCCCUGUCCUCGGAAGGAGCAUGGAAGCAUACGUGGACGACAUGAUUGUAAAGAGUAAGAAGGCGACCACCCACGCGAAGAACUUUGAGGGAGUUUUCAAGAUCAUGGAGAGGUUCAACCUUCGGUUGAAUCCGAAGAAGUGCACAUUUGGAGUUCAGGGCGGCAAGUUCUUGGGACACAUGGUGAGCUGGGGUAGUAUUGAGCCCAACCCCGAGAAGGUGCUCGCCAUCCUUGACAUGGAAGCUCCACGAAACGUCAAGGAGGUGCAGCGCCUUACCGGGAAGUUGGCGGUGCUCAGCCGCUUCCUCUCCAAGGUGGCAGACCGAGCCGCUCCGUUCUUCCAAGCCAUGAAGAAGGCCCGGGGGUUCGUAUGGACUCAGCAAUCCUUCGAGUCUCUCAAGUCCUACCUCUUUUCUCCUCUGGUCCUCGCGAAACCCGAAGUCGGGGAAACCUUAUUUCUAUACUUGGGGGUGUCGCCUAAGGCACUAAGAUCGUUCCUCGUGCAGGAAGAGGGUGGAGCCCAGCACCCGGUGUACUACACGGCGAAGACGUUGAGGGGGAGCUCAGUGCCCGAGAAGACGGUUUUGGUUGUGGUUUCAACCGUGCAGCGACUAACUCCAUACUUCCAAGCUCCCCCGGUCCAGGUACUUUCCCAGCAACCCAUAGGCGCGCUGCUGAGAAGCCCGAACGCGCCCUUUCGGAUGUCUAAGUGGGCGGUGUUCCUUGGGUCCUUCCAAAUUCAGUUCAAGCCAAGACCGGCGAUCAAGGGGCAAGCGAUGGCAGACUUCGUGGUGGAGUGCAUCGCUCGGGAGGAGCCGAGCUCAGAACCACCCGAAGUUGAUUGGGGGGUAGACCUCGUAGGUGCUCUCCCUGGAGGUACUGGGAACGUGAGGUACGUCAUAGUGGCAAUCGACUACUUCACUAAAUGGGUGGAGGCAACCCCAUUGGCGAGCAUAACGGGAGCCCAGUGCCAGAAGUUCCUCGCCAAGCAAGUCAUCUGCCGCUUUGAUAUCCCCGAGCAUGUGAUCACGGACAAUGGGACGCAAUUUGAGUCCAAGCCCUUUAACAGCUUCCUUGAGAGUUGGAGGAUCAAACAGAGCUAUGCAUCGGUCGGAUACUCGCAGACGAAUGGGCAGGUUGAGAACGCCAAUCGGACGAUCAUAAAUGGAUUGAAGCGGAAGCUGGAAGCAUGCGGAGGGGAGUGGGCGGAGGAGCUGCCCUACAUCUUGUGGACCUACCAGACCACGCCCCGGAAGGCAACCAGGGAGACUCCUUUCGCUCUAUGCUACGGUUUCGAGGUAAGGGCACCCGCAGAGAUCUCCGUCGCAACUCAUCGCGAGGAGAUCUUCGAUCCCGAGCGCAAUGAAGAAGCUUUGGAGGCCGAGCUCCAUCUCGUGCAUGAAAGGCGUGAAGCGGCCUUCAUACGAGCCGAGAACUACCAGAGAAAGGUGAAGGGUUAUCAUGAUGGAUGGGUCCGCACGCGCGGCUUUGUUGAAGGAGACUGGGUGCUGCGCAAGAGGACGGUGAGCCGCCUCCCCCUCGAAGGUGGGAAGUUUGCUAAAAAUUACGAAGGCCCCUAUAUAAUCAGAGAAGUGGUGGGACCUUCGACGUUCCGGCUGAAGACACCAGCGGAGGAGACACAUAACAUGGAACGCUGAGAACCUUGUUAAAAUUUAUCAGUGAAUCUUUGUUGUACUCGGACCCGAUGAGGGAACCCGUAAAUCCUUUGGUUGAACUCAAUGAAAUGAAUUUCUUCCAAAGUA